Messenger RNA from Patella vulgata (common limpet), 4044 nucleotides. RefSeq names its product protein mono-ADP-ribosyltransferase PARP14. NCBI's taxonomy places the organism in Eukaryota, Metazoa, Mollusca, Gastropoda, Patellidae. Gene Ontology annotation, biological process: negative regulation of gene expression. The transcript has 12 exons. Gene Ontology annotation, molecular function: transcription corepressor activity; NAD+ poly-ADP-ribosyltransferase activity. The record is from RefSeq and is a predicted model, not a curated record. Bases 313 to 3333 code for a protein of 1006 amino acids. Gene Ontology annotation, cellular component: cytoplasm; nucleus.
UAUAGUAAAGCUAAUCAAAAAACAGAUGAUGAUUCUGAUGAUGAUUCUGAUGAUAUUAAUCUGUUCUUUGAUGCUAAGGAUAUUGUUGGCACAAGCGAUCAAAGGAAGAAUGGUGCCAAGAUUAACAAACCAUUACCAUCUUCUAAAGCAACUAACCAUAACCCAUUACCACCAUCUUCACAUUCUACAAAAAGUAAUCGGAGAAACAGUGGCCCUCCAGUUCAAAUAGUUCCACCAAUACCAGUACCACAAAAACAAACUCAGGUUAUUACAACAAAUGAAAUAGAAUUGAGCAGCCAUCAAAUUAUUUUAAUGAAGAAAAGUGCAUUUGUUGCCAACUGUCAUUUAUGUAAGGUUACAAUUGACGAAAAGAAACAGAUUGUUAUUUUUGCAGGUACCCAAGAAGAUAUUGAUACUACGAAAGUUGAAAUGUAUGAAAAAUUGGGUAGUAUUUCUGAAAAAUCUUGCAUUAUUGCGAAACCAUUUUGCAGUCUGUUGAGAUCUGCAAAAGGAGAAAUGUAUCUUGAAUCAAUCUUUGGAGCUGAAGAUUCCGUUAUGGGUUACGUCAACAAUGAUGGUCUGUUAGUUUGUGCAGGGUUCGGAGAGGAUUCAACCCAAAAGUUUCUUGGGAUUUGUAAAAAUCUACUGUUGACCAACAGAAUUGUUUAUAAAAACUCAUACAGGCAUUUUCUUAAGAGUAGUAAAUGGGAAAAUGUCAGGAAAGUCAUUGAGAACGACUAUUUAGUUCAAGUACAUAUCGAAGAUGAUAAGAUGAUUGUUAUAGAUGGUUUGAACGGAGACGUGUCUGUGGCGACCCGAGAAUUAAAAACAAUACUUGAGAAAAACGAACACCAUGUUAAGACAUUGAAUUUUGAAGGUGCCAAGUCUCGUUGUAUGCAGCGAUAUUUUCAACCACAGAUCAAUUCUAUAAGACAAAGUAUGAGGGAAGGUGAUGGUUAUAUUGAAGAUGAAUCAAAUGAUGCUUGUUUUAAGCUUGUAUUAUCAGGCCCACCAAAUGUAGUUCAACAAGUUGAGGGUAAACUGAGGGAGCUAGAGAAAAAGGUGUGGCACUGUAAACUCAUAUUUAAAAGAGACAUCGUAACAGGCAGAGAAUUAAAUACAUUGGUAAAUGGUCUAAAGAAUACAAAUCAGAAACGAUUAAAGUCAACAUUUGAAGAAGAAAAUAAAUGCUGUUUAGAAUUCCUGAAUUUAAAACCAGAACAAAGGAAUUCAUUUAGGAGCAUGAGAACAUUUUCCCCUACUAAAGAUACACCUAGAGAAUAUCUACCAAGAAGAGCUGGUCGUGGAACUAGAUGGAAGUCUGCUACUGCUAGGGUAACUACGAUGCGCUCAUUUUCAAAGCCUAAGAUACAAAGUGUCACCUUUAACCAGGCAACUAUUAAGGUGAAACAAGGAGAUAUAACGAAAGAAAAGGCUGACAUUCUAGUGAAUGUAUUAAGUCCAACCGUAAAUUUAAAGCAUACAGCAGUUGGUCAAGCAUUUUCUAAAACUGGUGGUGUUGAGUGGGCUAAGGGUUUAGAAAUAGAGAAAGGUAAACUAGGUUUGGUUGGUGAUAUUAAUUUACCGCCUGGUUCAGUUAUAAAGACGGCAUCCGGCGGACAUCUUGGUUGUAAACAAGUUCAGCAUAUGAUAUUAGACAAAUGGAAGGGACCAGCUACCACAAAAGAUUUGGUGACAGCUAUUGGACAAGUUUUACUGUCGGCCGCACGGGAUAAGAUGACCUCUGUAGCAUUCCCUGCUCUUGGUUGCGGUAAAUUAUUCAAAUUCCCUGCAGACCAAAUGGCCGUGAUCGCUCUUAAUGUCUUACAACAGGAGAUACCCAAAUACCCAACAAUACAGACAAUAACGUUUGUCAUCUAUGAUGAUGAUGUUUAUGUAGAAUUUUUGAGGAAACUUAAAAAAUAUUCUCCAGAUGGCAAUGGAGCUGUUGGUGGAACCGUGGAUGAUUCUGAUUCCGAUGAUGUGGAUAUUAAUGAUUCGGAUUCGAAUGAUUCAGAUGAUUCAGAUGAAUUUUUCAACUAUAUUAAAGCAACAAAUGAUGCAGGAGAACUGGAGGUACAAGGAUCGGCAGAUGCUGGUAUACAGAUUUAUGCUGCUAACAAAGAUAUAUGUGAUCGAGCCAAACAAAACUUGAAGAAGUUUCUGAAAGACAAUUAUCUUUACGAAGACUGUGUUAAAAAUGAAACAAUCACACGUCUGAAUCGUAGAAUACAUGAAGAAAUGAAGAAGAUAGCAGACAGAUUAAACGUGGAUAUUAAAAUACCUAAUAUAGAACAUCUAAAACAUGAUCAGAGAAAGGGUAGAUUUAUUGUUCCUCAGAUUCAACUACAAGGUGAAUCCUACAGUGUUGUGAAAGUGAAAGUAGCAUUGCAGGAACUGCUUAUGGUUGAAAUGAAGAAAUCCCAUAAGUACUUUGAUAGAAGUGGGGAAAGUGGUGUACCUAAACGUGGAACGAUGGAAUUUCUUCUUCACAUGGCAGGAGCGGAAAAUCCUUCACCCCCGUCUUACUGGCGACAUUCAAAAACAAGACUUUCAAAUUUUAAAGAAAUUAUAGGAGCUGGCAGUAAAUUAGUAUCAAUUAAACCCUCCAGUUCACUCUAUUCUUGCAUUGUUGACCUUGUAAAUAAAACGUGGAGGCCAGACUUAGUGGGACACGGAAAAGAUGCUGUGAAUCUUUCACAUAAAAAUAUUCAAGUUGCAAAGAUUGAACGUGUUGAAAACCUUUAUCUUUAUCGUAAAUAUUAUGAUCGAAGAAAGGAAUUAUUUGCAGAAGCCGUUAAAAAUAAGUCAUCUUGUGUGAAUAUUGACAAGAUUCCAGGAAGUAAAGGACCUGUUCUCACAACAAAACUAAGCGGGGCUGAACUCAAACAUAACGAUUUGUACCCAGAGAUAAAUGAACAUUAUGUUUUUCAUGGAACCUCAAAAGAGGUGAUAGAUACUAUACAUACGGAAGGUUUUGAUCAUCGAAUUGGCAAUGAAGGCGGACUGUUUGGAAUGGCUUUGUAUAUGGCUGAAAGCCCGACCAAAGCUGACCAAUACGCUGAUCCUAAAACUCAUCGAAGUGGUGGUGAGAAGAAGAUGUUACUUUGUCGAAUAUUGUUGGGUAAUGCUUAUCUGUGCUCACAGAAAAACCCUAGUAAAUACAAGAAACCGCCAUGCAAAGAUUUACAUCAUUUAGAACCAAAUUGUACUAAGCAUCAUGGAUUUUUUGACUCGGUUCUGGGAGAUGGACAGUGGAUAUUUCGAGAGUUUGCUGUAUAUGAUGGUAAAAUGGUGUAUCCAGAAUACAUCAUAACCUAUAAACGCAUAUGAUGGUGUUAAAAAUAACACAACGACUUUUCAAAAUAGUUUUAUUUGACCAACCAGAAAAUACUUGAAAGCGCAUUAGGAACUAAAUGUUUAGUAAUCAUGCGCUAUAUAAAUCGCGAUAUUAUUAUUAUUAUUAUUUUAUUUUUAAAUUACGUUUUGAAUUUGAAUCUGUGAAAUGAGUAGUAAGUUUAUGUUUUUAUCUUCAUCCGGAUGAUAUUCUGUGUUUAAAGAUGCAUUAUGUAGGAUUUAGAUAAAGAGCUGGCCAUUCUUGUUAUAAUAGAUAAUCAAAAUGAAUAUAUUAAAAUAUUCAUUCAAAUUACUUUAUUCUAAACAAAGUUAUCACUGUUUGACAAAAUGUGGCAUAGGUUGUUUGUUAUCACAACAACGGUACCAGAUUUAGCUCUUGCAUUAUACAUGUACUUGUAUAUAAUGCAUCUUUAAUAGUUUAUGGCAUAAAAAUAAAAAUAGUAAACAACCAGGUUGCUGCUUUGCCUGUCAAGGUUAAAAUCUGAUUUACUUUAAAUUCAUACACAGUGUUUAAGGUCAUGAGACAAAGAAGCCUAUUGAUUUUCAGCGAUUUCCGAUAAUUACUGCCAGAGUUAUGGCCCUUGAUCACAUCAAAAAAUCUUGUGGACACUCCAGAGGUCAAAGUUAAAAUCUGAUUUACUUUAAAUUUAUACACAGUGUUUAAGGUCAUAAGGCAAAGAAGCCUAU